Clunio marinus is the source of this 2739-nucleotide messenger RNA. Lineage: Eukaryota; Metazoa; Arthropoda; Insecta; Diptera; Chironomidae. The record is from the annotation of a GenBank genome assembly.
AUGUCUUCAACAGUGAAUCAAAUAGCGCAAAAAUUCAAAACAUUCUACAAAGAAAUCGAUACGCAAAUGAACCGACUGAACAAAACUGAUGACGUGAAAAUGUUGAAGAAAAAAGAUUACUCACAGUCGUCUUCGAAUAAUCUCAGCGAGUUGUUAAAAACUGCGAGUGAGUUUGACAACAAAAUUGAAGAUUUGAAGAAGAAAAUUGUGCAGCGAAGAAUGAAAAACUCUUCAGUGGAGUCAAACGUGCCACCAAUUUGGAAUAGAGCUAAACUAUGUCAUUAUAGCAACUACAUUACUGGAAUCAUUGAUGAAGUUUUGCUUUCUGGUAAUGAGAUUGUUGAAGAGCCUGAAACUGACGACCAGCAUUGUCAGAAUAAAGAAAUUUCAACAACAAAACAAAUUGCAAAAUCAAUUUUGAAGUCACAAAAAUCAAAGCCAAGCAAACGAAAUGUGGCAACAAAUGUGAAAUUUCAACUGCAUGCGCCCAAAGUAACUUCAAUCACAUCUCAAAAGAAACCGAAAGCCAUGAACAAAGUUGAUCAAAAGAAUUUUCAAAUUGAAUUGCAAUCAAAAUUUAAUCUCGAUUCGUCAAGUGGAACAACAUUUCCAUGUCGAAUAGAAAAAAUGCCAAACAAUGAAGUUUCAGUAUCAAAAUCGAGUGAAAUUCAACCACAAAGCACUCAAUCAGAAUUGAAGUUUUCGCCAAUUACAGUGACAUCGACAUCAGGUCGGAAUUUAGCAGCCAUCAAGUCCAAUAAUGACGAUGAUGUGGUGAAUGUAAUCGACAGCCGCCUAGCAACGGAAAACAUUGGAAAUGCCAAACAUUUAAGUGCGCGGUUGCUGCCUGCUUUGUCGAUUCCAGGCUCGUGUGUUAUUCAGAAAAUUUAUCAACUGGAAAUUUCCCCUUCGCGAGAAGUUUCGAGUACUGCAGCGAUUGACGACAAUGCGAAUAUCAGAUUUUUUGAAUUCGAUCAUCAAUCAGAAUUUCGACCAUCGGUUGAGUUUCCACCAAAACCAGAUGAAGAACCUGAAGAUGCUGAAGAUGAGAAUCAUCAAAGAAGUCUCGUUCAUGUUGAAGACGUCAAUAAAUUUCUGAAUAACUUUGCAGUUCAUUUGCGAGAUGGAAAGUUUCAUGUCGUGGUUGAAGACACUCGCAAGAGAAGAAACAAUAAAAGGACAAAACAUAGAAAAUCUCUCGUUAAGCCAACAGUAUUAAGGAAAUCUGCUAAGGAUGAGCUUGAAGCGCCAGUGAAUGUAACUGCUGACAGCCGUGAUAAUGAGAAGAAAAUCAAUAUUUGCGCUUCCAAUUUCAAUGGAGAUGAAAAAUGCGAUGAAAUGGAUGAGAAAGAUUCAUCAAUGUCAUCAUCAAUAACUGAUGAUGGGAAACUUCGUCAAAUUUUGAAGAUAAAUCGCAACGAUGAAGAGAAACGGAGGUUCGAAGGUCAACGUUCAUCGACCGAAAGUUAUCCGAUAUCGUCGAGUAACAACGAAAGUUUGAAGUUGAAUGAAUCCACUCGUUUGGUGACACAAAACUUCCAAUCGAUUUACAAGUUAAUUGAAGACACAUUUCAGUCCAAUGUCGAAGCGGAAGCAGUUAAGGAAAUCAAUGAAAGCGAAAAGGAAAUUGACGAUGGGAUGAAUGGGAUGAAAGAAAUUAUAAGAAUGUCGGAGGAAAGCAUCAAACGUGCGGGAGUUUUACUUGGGAAAUAUCAACAGAGACCUGAAGAUUCUCAAUCAGUUGGUGUUGAAGGAAAGGAAAAGCCAGUCGAUGCUUCGGCGGAAGUGACGCGUGAAGUGGAAGAAGUGAAGAUAACAAAUGGAAGUGAAUUGAAAGAUGUUAGGAAAAUGCGGAAUCAAGAAAUUCAAGUGGAUGAAAAUAAUUUCAACAAUGAACGCUUUAAAGCUUCGACAGCCACACACGAUGUGAAGGCAAAGAAAUCAACGACUGAGUCGAGUAUUCAAACUGCAGAAGACAAGAAAAAAUCAACGACUGAGUCGAGUAUUCAAACUGCAGAAGACAAGAAAGUGCAAACUGAUGACGGAAAUCUCAAUCGGAGGCCGCAGCAAUUUUUCGGUGCUGUUUAUGAAAAAUUUUCUAAUUUCAAUUACAUAAACUUCCAUCAAACUCCGACAUCAAAACCCAAACACGAGUCAUGUCGUUGCUUCACAUGCGAUGAUAAAAGAAACUUUCAAGUUGUCGACACUUUUGAGAAAUUGUCAAUGCCUUCAGGUGAAUUAUCGCCAACUUCCAUUUCUCCCAUUUCAUCGUCCAAGAAAUUGUUUUCAGUUCCUUUCAAUCCGAUUUAUUCAGGUGACGAUGAAGUGAUGAAAGCAGCCGAGAAAUUUCUUCGUUCAGUUGAGAAACGCAAGAAACAGAAGAAUGGAAGUGAACACUCAAGUUCCAGUGGAUUCUCGCCACAAAAUAUUCAUUCAACAAGAAGUUCUUCAUCGAUAUCAUCACCAUCAAGUGAAUUGCUCAAUAACUUGAUGAACACUGCAGUUUCCUUCGAUGAUCCUCCACGUCCUUGUCCCCGCACUAAUCUCGCUAACCAAUUGAAUGAAGUUGCAAUAACAAGCGAAGAAUCUCCGUCACGUUCACAUCCAAGUCAUCCAAGAAAUUGGAGAGAUAAUCACGAAAUUCAUGAACGUUAUUUGUCUGAAGGUGAAGUGUUGAGUCAGGGCGAGAUCUCGUUUGUAUUAAGUGAAGAUUGUUCAUUGAACGAUGAUGACUUCUAA